This is a messenger RNA of Exserohilum turcica Et28A, 2238 nucleotides long. RefSeq lists its product as uncharacterized. Gene Ontology annotation, molecular function: protein binding; chromatin binding. The record is from RefSeq and is a predicted model, not a curated record. Gene Ontology annotation, biological process: replication-born double-strand break repair via sister chromatid exchange; mitotic sister chromatid cohesion; synaptonemal complex assembly. The transcript has 6 exons. The coding region runs from base 1 to 2238 and encodes 745 amino acids. Lineage: Eukaryota; Fungi; Ascomycota; Dothideomycetes; Pleosporales; Pleosporaceae. Gene Ontology annotation, cellular component: synaptonemal complex; cohesin complex.
AUGUUCUACAGUCACGAAAUUCUCACGUCACGCAAAUAUGGGGUGGCGACUGUGUGGCUCGUUGCAACGCUUGGUUCCAAGUCGAGCCUGAAGCGAAUCAACCGAAAGCAAAUCCUCGAUGUCGACGUACCCAAGGCAUGUGAGACCAUAGUCGACCCAGUGGCCCCCAUGGCUUUGCGGCUACAGGGUAACUUGUUGUAUGGAGUAUCGCGUGUUUACUUGCAACAAUGCGGGUAUCUUCUCGCCGACGCACAGAAUGCGCAAAUUGCCCUCCGAACAAUGUUACGAACGGUGCACGACACCGCUUUGGAUACUGCGGCUGGCAGAGCUAGGCCUGAACUACUCAUUCUCGAAGAUGACCCAGCUUUCAUCCCCGAGCUUGCUCUUCCGCCACCGGAACCGCUUGCUGACCUUGACUCCAACUUCAAUCUCGAUAUAGCACACUCUGGCGAAUCCCAAUCUCUAACCCCAUUCGGCUCCCAAAAGACUACAUCCCCUUCCAACAAUGACAACGUCGGCGUUCUUAUUCUCCCUACGUCUUCCCCUGUCGCCGCAGGUGGGUUCAGGCUGGAAAGCGACCAAGUGACAGGCAGCAUCGGUCGGCCUAGCAGCAUGCUCGGAGCAGGCGAUACAAUCGAAAUUGAAGACCCAUGCUUCAUGUUUGGGGAUGACGGAGAGAUUAUUCAUCUUUCACCAGGUAUUGCAGCGCCCAGAACACCAGCUAUACCUGCAGAUGCGACUAUGCCCAGCGAUGCUGCACUAAGUGCUCGGGUAAGGAAGGAACACAAAGAAGGACAGCAGACACGUAAUAAGUUGCCUAGCAAUGAGAUAGACAUGGAUCUUCCCAGCUACGACAAUGCUCUUCCCGAAGGCGAGACCGCUUCUUCAGGCGCCCUGUCUCAGUCCAGUCAGCAUUCAGAAGUAGUAGAGUCAUCUGACACAAUUACUGCUCCUAUGCGCCGUCGUCGAGUUCCGCGCGCCAUUGCCGCAGAUACAACAACAGAGCUUCGUAAUAAGGAUCUGGCAGACUGGAAUACAAACUAUCUCAACAACAUGAAGGUUGUUUCUCGACAGAAGAUCCAAAAUCGCUCCAGCACACAGGCAAAAAAGAACGCUGAAUAUUAUGUCUGGGGGUUUGGCCUGGGAGCCAUUGGCCAACAAAUCUUCAGCAACCGAGGCAAUAACCCGUUCGAUAUGUUCAUUGGUGACAAGCUCUUCGAGUCGAUCACUGGUAUGAGUCGUGAGGUCACUGGGGCCAAGCACGAUCGCGAUAGUGGCAUUGACGAUGCUACACAAGGAGAGUCCCGCUGCGUGCGCCAAAAGACUGACGAAUUUGAGGCCGCUCGUGGCGCUGAUGAUGAUGUUUUCUCCAUGCCGGUUGGGGACGACGACGUUGCGGUCGAACUACCUCGCGAAGCUGUCUCCGUUCUUGAUGAUCAACAAAUAUUUUCUGCAAUGCCUUGGAACAUGAGCGCUUCUGUCCGAGGGUCGUCGGCUAUUCCUCGCAGUGGACGCAUCGGCAUGAUCAGUUCCGCAGAUCGAGGCAGGCAGGGCAGUCGUCUAGUAUCCGCAUCUCCCUUACACGGACGAGGCCAGUCCAUUCCAUUUGAGGAGCUGAAGCAUCUUACCAGUGACGCGGGGUAUGCCGAUGAUGAAUACGGGCUUCCAGGGCUUAGCUCAGACGUGCUCGAACCAGCAGCCCCUGCAAACACUACAUCACGAUUCCGCGAAGCUCUUUCCACUGAAGGAGGAAACUUCAUCAACUUCAUCACUGAGCGGAUAACCGAGAAACGCAAUCGUGUCCAAGCCGACCCAGAAGCCGUCACCAACACGAAUGAAGUCACAUUCGAAGAGCUCCUUCCUCCUGCAGAGAGUAGCAAGAUGGUUGCUUGCCAAGGUCUGAUGAUGGUUCUCGCAUUGGGUACUAAGGGAAUGCUAGAUGUUCAGCAGCAUGAGCAUCUUGGAGAUAUUCACCUCAAACCAUCCGAGAAGGCUAGAGUAUUACAGACCAUUGAGAUCAGCGAUGGCGACGAGUCUGAAGACAGCGAAGAUGAUGAGGAAAGCGUGCCCAGAGAAAAGCCAGUGAUGGCUUCACAACAGACUGCUGACGAAGUCGAGGAUCACGAUGAUGAGAUGGAAGAGGCAACAGAUUUGGAGGGAAGUCACUUCCAAGAGCAAUUUGCCGCUGGACAUGCCGUGCAAGAGGAAGAUGACGGCGACUCGCUAUACGCGGACUAA